AUGACCGAUACUCUGAUCAACUCCAACUUUCUGGGGCCCCUUUCCGGCGAUGGCCGGCUUAAUCUGACCCUGCUCCGGGUGCCUGUCCUGCCGGUGGCCGAGGCGCCCGAUGGUGGUGCUGUCCCCGAUGCCACCGCCGCCAAGGGGAAGCCACUCACCAAGGGUGCCGGGAUGGCCUGGGCUUCGACCACCGGCAGCGCGGCCGCGCCAAGCACCCUGCCGUCGGCGGCGGCCGCCCCUCGGGAUGCCGGUUCCGCCUCCUCUUUUCUGGACUUGUCUCGGGUGGACUUCUGUCUGGCCCCGGAGGACCGUGCCAGCCUGAGGGCCACGGCCUCGGAGGCCGGCGCCGCGACUCCAGCCCCCACCCGGGCAGCGCCUCCCAGCUUUGCGGCGGCGGCGGCGGCGGCGGCGGCGGCGGCCACCUCCGCCGGCUCCGGCAACACCCCGGUCGUGGCAGCCAGCGCGCCGGCCACUCCCGCGGCCCCGGUUCCCGGUCGCCGGGUCGUCAUGUCGUAUGCGCACAUGGCGGCGGCCAAGCUGCCAGCCGCCGAGACCGCGCCGGCCAAUGCCCUGCCCGGUGGCCUGUCGCUGUCUGCGCUCCCGGCCCCGGCCUUCCCCCUGAGUCCGUCUCUCUUUUCCUUUACGCGGUCGCCGGCCCCUGUCGCCGCCCAGCCUGGCCAUGUGUCGGACACGUCGCAGUCGCCCACCAUUAGCCUCACCUGUGGUGGGGCGCCCAGCGCCGCGCCGAUCUCCCCACAAGCUUUCAUCGAGGAUGUCGUUCCCUUGGUAUCCGAGCACCUUCGCAACUUUUCGCAAAAGGCCUCGGUCCCGCCCCUCCGGCCGCGUGGGUUCAUCAAUUCCGGGAACAUGUGCUUCAUGCACUCGGUCCUCUCGCCGCUCAUCCACUAUGCCCCGAUCCAGCAUCUGAUGGCGUCGAUCCCGCCGCGUCACAUGCAGGCCCUCUCCGAGCUGGCCCCCUUCCUGAAGGCCUUCGCGGACCUCAUGCGCCAGUUUGAGCCGCUGACCGGGUCCGGCUCGCAGCCGGGCACCGCGCCGACCUCGCCGAAUAAGCGUCAGCCGGUUGGUGCCGGGGCCACUGUCAGCACCAGCUCUGGGCCCCUCAACGGUGUGGGCAUUUCGGCUGACCAAUUCCCCUCGACCCAGGGUCCCCUGCGUUUGCCGCAGGACAUCCUGACCGCCGUUCACUCGAAGAAGGGCCUGGCCCUCACUGGCAACCAGGAGGACGCCGAGGAGUUUCUCGGUCAUAUCCUGAUGCUGCUGCAUGAGGAGUUCUGCGAGAUCCUCCAGUACGACGACCGGCUGUUUAAGAAGCGCACCGGCCGGUCACGCACCGGCCAGGAUGAUGACGAUGAUGACGGCUGGUCCGUGGUUACUGGCACAUCGGGCAACCGAGUCGUGCAUGCGCGUGCUGUCGGAUCGGACUCCAAGUUCCCGACCCCCAUCUCGCAGAUUUUCUGGGGCCGGACGCGUAACAUCGUCAAGAUGGUCCACUCCAACACCCCCUCCAUCACAUUCCAGCCCUUCCACACGAUCCCCCUCUUCAUCAAUUGUCCGUCGGUCACCUCUCUGGAGGGUGCCAUUCUGAACUUCGUGCAGGAGGAACCGCUGCUUGGCUUUGUCGAUUCGAACACCGGCCAGCCCGCCACGGCCCAUCGGUCUUGCUCUUUUGAGACCCUUCCACCGAUGAUCAUUUUCCACAUGAAGCGCUUUGUGUACACCAUCAAGCCCGUGUCCAACGGGCGAGACCAGCUCCUGCCCCCUGGAGGCAGCCCCCUCGGCGGCAUUGACGACAUGCCCGAGAUGCCGGACAUCAACAUCGUCAAGAUCCGCAAGCCAGUUAGCUUCCCGCUGCACCUCCAGCUCCCGGCCGAGUCCAUGCAUCGGAGCCUGUCCGCCUCCUCGUCCUACGAGCUUCAUGCAGUGGUAAACCACCAUGGCCCCUCGGCUCAGGGCGGGCACUACACCUGCUCGCUCAAUCACCCGUCCCUGGGCUGGCUGCGCUUUGACGAUUCUCAUGUCACCCCGCUGGCCAGCCCGCCAGUGAUCACCCCGGCCGCGGUGCGUGCAGCCGAGUAUCCUCGGCCGCGGCCGGCGACCACCAGCAGCCCCCGCUCUUCGCCUCUGUUGGUGUCUGCCGCCGGGGCCGACCCCUCGGGUGAUGAGAGCGGCGACGCGUACCUGCUCUUCUACCGGCGCUCAGGCUGACGCCAAUCUGACAGGCACUUCUCGCCGUCCCUUUCUGUGUGUGCCUCUCGCUUGCUGGCUGGCUGGCUGGCUGGCCGGCUGGCUCUGCCUCACGGGCCGGCACAGGCCGCCGUCUGCUCCUCGAGCGCGUCCACCAGGGGGCCCCCAGGGUUCCCAUUUGUCCUUGUUCCUUCUCCCUCAUCACGUGAAUGUAUCCACAUGAACAAACCUCUCUUCGUUGGCACCAG
Fonticula alba is the source of this 2453-nucleotide messenger RNA. RefSeq lists its product as hypothetical. NCBI's taxonomy places the organism in Eukaryota, Rotosphaerida, Fonticulaceae. The record is from RefSeq and is a predicted model, not a curated record. The transcript is spliced from 11 exons. Gene Ontology annotation, molecular function: cysteine-type deubiquitinase activity; cysteine-type endopeptidase activity. Gene Ontology annotation, cellular component: nucleus; cytosol. Bases 1 to 2226 code for a protein of 741 amino acids. Gene Ontology annotation, biological process: protein deubiquitination.